UUCACACACCAUUAUAUAUAUUACAACAUUAUAUUGGUGGACUCAAAUAAUUCAUCAUCUUCAAGACUUUCAAGAACACACAGAAGUCUUAAGCUCACAUAUAUAAUUAUUAAUGGAGGCUUUGCCAAGAUCAGAAGUUUCGUUUAGAAGGCAAGGCUCAUCGGGUUUGGUUUGGGAUGACAAGCUUUUAUCCGGCGAGCUGAAGAAAAUCUCAACAAAAGAUGAAGGGGAGACUAAGGAGGCGAAACCCUCAUCGGUCCAACGUAGCCGGUCGUCCGGCGGUCGGGGAUUCCGGUCGGCCGAGGUUAAGCCGUCGUAUGAUCCUCCUUCUCCCAAAGUGUCGGGUUGUGGUAUUUGCGGCAUGUUUGGGAAACCGGUGGAUUCUAAACAACAACCGCCCAGAAAAGGCGCCGCCCACCGCCCUCACCGUAGAUAAUUAAUCAUCAUAGCUUAGUGGAUGGGAUUAUUGCUUUCUUCAAUCUUCAUCGCCAUGCACAUGUAUGCUUUCAUUUCCUUUUUUUAUGGGUUUUUUUUUUUUUUUUUGUGGUAUAUGUAAUAGCUUUGAAGUUUGUGAUUGUGAGAGUUUUUGUUGUCUUCCUAUAUGUAUGGCAAGAACACCAUCAAUCAUCAUAGAUAAAAACAAUAUGAAUUAAAGCAUCUUUGUCGUUUCUUCUCCUUCUUAAUUUCCUUCUUUCAACUUUUUAAAAUUAACUAACUAGUUGGUUUGACUGAUCCUCUUAAAAUCCUGUUUUUGUAUGAUCUCUUGAAAAUUUUAAUCAAUCAGAUGUGAAAUUUGACGGGAAUUCACAAUUUAUUACCUCUUCUAAUAACUCUUGGAUAAAAUUUCUAAGUUCAGAAUUAGUAAUUAGGUAUAAAACAUAGAAAAAAAAUUGAAGUUGUUGACUUUUAAAAUUUAAUUAUGCCUGAGAGCUUGAAGAAAAUGGCAAUCACUCUCUCUCUUUCUCUGUCAUGGUGGCGAGGUUGAAGAGAAGACAAGAGACAGGUUGUGCAUUGAAGAAGGUUCAAGAAAGGCAGGCAGGUGGAGAUACAGAAAUUUGACUUUUCGAAACAAUAAUUGCCUUAUCAGCUCCAUCCCAUCACCAAACAUCAUGUAGUUAAAACCUACCCAUCUUUAAUUUCUUCAACCAAGUCAAUUACUUGCUUCCACUAAUAAUUACUCCUUUUUUUUA
This is a messenger RNA of Ipomoea triloba (trilobed morning glory), 1190 nucleotides long. RefSeq lists its product as uncharacterized. Bases 113 to 436 code for a protein of 107 amino acids. The record is from RefSeq and is a predicted model, not a curated record. The transcript has a single exon. Lineage: Eukaryota; Viridiplantae; Streptophyta; Magnoliopsida; Solanales; Convolvulaceae.